Messenger RNA from Aspergillus steynii IBT 23096, 1830 nucleotides. Its product is annotated as mannitol-1-phosphate 5-dehydrogenase. NCBI's taxonomy places the organism in Eukaryota, Fungi, Ascomycota, Eurotiomycetes, Eurotiales, Aspergillaceae. Gene Ontology annotation, cellular component: cytosol. The record is from RefSeq and is a predicted model, not a curated record. The transcript has a single exon. Bases 392 to 1558 code for a protein of 388 amino acids. Gene Ontology annotation, molecular function: mannitol-1-phosphate 5-dehydrogenase activity. Gene Ontology annotation, biological process: mannitol catabolic process.
CGAGCCACUCGUAUUGGGUGCCUGACGGCCGCCAGUGAAAUCCCCGGACGGUUGGCAAAUCAUCGUGAAGGCGUCGUCGUGCCCAAUGAGCGGCGUGAGGAAGUCACGAUAGUUUGGCAGGUUUGGCAGGUUUGGACUUCUGCCCCUCCCCCACUUGGCCUUCAUCGUGCCUUCCGGUUUCUACCUCGUUCCCCCUCUCUUUGUGUCACCUCAUAUAAACCCCCUCGUCCUCCCUCUCUCCCUCUGCUUUUCUUCUUUCUCUCCAACGUUCACCUCCAGAUCGAACUUGCCCAUCAUCUAUCUAUCCAUCCAUCCAUCUCCAUCUUCUUCUUCCUCUACUUUACUUGCUCUUCCUCUUCUACAACCACUAGCUUCUAUCAUCCCCUCAGUCAUGGCGAAGAAGGCUGUUCAGUUUGGCGGUGGUAACAUCGGCCGCGGCUUUGUCGCCGAGUUCCUCCACACUGCUGGAUACGAGGUUGUCUUUGUUGAUGUCGUCGACAGCGUCAUCAACUCCUUGAACGAGUCUAGCUCCUACAACGUGACUGAGAUCAGUGAGGAAGGUGAAACCACCAAGACCAUCACCAACUACCGUGCCAUCAACUCCAAGCACAACGAGAGCGACGUCGUGCAGGAGAUUGCCUCCGCCGACGUGGUCACCUGCGCCGUCGGCCCCAACAUUCUUAAGUUCAUCGCUCCCGUCAUCGCCAAGGGUAUCGAUGCCCGCACCGAGGCGAAGCCCUUGGCGGUCAUCGCCUGUGAGAACGCCAUCGGCGCCACGGAUACCCUGCACGGCUUCAUCAAAGAGAACACCAACCCUGACCGUCUCACCUCUCUCUACGACCGCGCGCAGUUCGCCAACUCCGCCAUCGAUCGCAUCGUCCCCAACCAGCCUGCUGAUAGUGGACUGAAUGUGCGCAUCGAGAAAUUCUACGAGUGGGUGGUCGAGAAGACUCCCUUCGGCGAGACUGGUCACCCUGACAUUCCGGCCAUCCACUGGGUCGACAACCUGGAACCCUACAUCGAGCGCAAGCUCUUUACCGUCAACACCGGCCAUGCCACCACCGCGUACUAUGGUUACAACCGCGGCAAGAAGACCAUCGCCGAGGCCCUGAGUGACGAGGAGAUCCGUAGCAUUGUGCACAAGGUCCUUGACGAGACUGCGUCGCUGAUCGUGGCCAAGCAUGGCAUCUCCGAGCAGGAGCAGCAGGAAUAUGUCAACAAGAUUGUGAGCCGGAUAAGCAACCCUUACCUCGAGGACCAGGUGGGGCGAGUCGGCCGUGCCCCCGUGCGCAAGCUUUCCCGCAAGGAACGGUUCAUCGGCCCUGCGUCGCAGCUCGCCGAGCGCGGUAUGUCGUUUGAGAACCUGCUGGGUGCUGCCGAGAUGGCGCUGCGCUUCCAGAAUGUCCCCGGCGAUGAGGAGAGCGUUGAAUUGGCUCGCGUUCUCAAGGAAAACAAGGUUGACGGUGCCACCACCCAGCUUACCGGACUGGAAGAAGGUCAUCCAUUGUAUGCCCCUAUGCUCGCCCGUGUGCACCAAGUUCAGCAGGAGGCCCAAUAAGCAGAUCGCACGUUUGGUAAACGCCUCGCGCUUUCGCUCUUGGCCAAGUGCCUUAUCGCUUGAGUCCGACGACACGGAGGCGAUGUGAACAGGUUGAACCGCAGGACGGAACUCUCACCGCAUGGGAAACGGCGAAAAUUCGGGUUGGACGGAGCAUAUGGGAUCUCGGAGCAGCAUCUUCUUUAUGUGUAAUGUCGACUUGGGUGCAGGACAGCUGAGUCUAAUGAAUCACGAGUAUGCAUUUUACCUGAUACGUCCCGCGUAUGAUUUGC